AUAACACGGAAGUGCGCUGUUUACUGAAGCAAGUAGAUCAUGGAGAACGUAAGCUAGUGAGGCUGAUGCUGUUUUAGUUAAACAUAAUAUAAGCAGAGAAAAGCAGUCCACCUAUUCAGUGUUCCCAAACAGUCUGCAACAGAAUGAUCGACGAUUUCGAGAAACAGGAAGUUCGCACCAGCGGGGAGCUGUGGUCCCAAAUAUGUGGUCCCAGUCAGCCGGAGAUGCAGACUGAGACCUCCUCAGACCACAACACUGAAUUUCAAGACUCCUUCCAGCCAGAAGCACCAGUACGAGCACACGUUAACGGCCAGUCUAAUGGAACCAGCAACACCAAUACCAGUACUAAAUGGGAGCCCAUGGAAGACUCUGAGACUUACAUUGCCAGUUUAGAGAACCGACUGAAGAAACUGAAGGGUCAAUCCAGUGACGUCACCUCUAGGGACAUGCUACGCUCCUUGUCUCAAGCCAAGAAGGAAUGCUGGGAUAGAUUCCUGCACGAUGCACAGACCUCUGAGCUUUUCCAAAGCAGUGACAUGGAUGAGAGCGCCCUUGAACACUUCAAGAGGUGGUUGGUUCCAGACAAGGUGGCCAUCAGUGCAGAGGAGCUGGAGUUUCUACUGAGACCGUCUCAGACGAAGGAGCACGGCCAAGUGGACCAGCAGCAACAAGAGGCAGAGGAGAAGGGGGAGGAGCAUCACCAUGAUGAAGAUGACCCUCAGAGCCCUGAGAAAUAAGACUGAAAUGCAACACUAACAAAACAAACAAUAUGGUGUUAUGUUACUUUUCAUGUCUGUGCUAUUCAACCUUUUUUUUUUUAACAUCACAGGAGUUGUUGCCGUAUAACAUCACAUUUCCACUGCUAUCAUGCCGUCAAUCAUCUCCCUGUAAGUCACGUUGUAAAAAAAAAAAAAAAAAAAGAUUCAAAGGAGCAUCAGCGUUGUGUCAUGUGACAAACGCUUUAGCACUUUCUGCGGCAGCUGUGACAUUUGAUGCAUGUUGCACUUGUAUGCCAAAGCCGCGGUGGGCUUAAAUGUCAGCGGCAGUCAAACACCGUUGGCGACGCAUGUAAAAUGAUGGGAAAAUAUGCUCUGCAGUACUGUGAAUAAAAUUGGAUUCAUUUGCGUCUGCCACACCGGUGACUGGAUCAUGUUUGAUGUGUUUCUGCCUCAUCCAAGAGAGGAGAAAUAUUUUUAAAUGACAAAACUGUAAUUUGGGCUGACUUUUUACAAACCUGGAGGCCUCUUGGGCUAAAGCUGUGUGGACAAAAGCUGAUCGGUCAACUUUAGCUAAGUUAACUAUACAAAUUUUCAAAUUAUAUAAAUUGUAAUAUAAAUUAUAUCAUAUCCUUUAUCAUUAACUAGCACAAUAUAAACAGUGAUUAAGCUAUAUUACAAAUUUUGAUACUUUAUAUCAGAUACUUUAUCAUUAAUUAGCACAAUGUAAACAGUGAUUAAGCUAUAUUACACAUUUUGAUACUUUAUAUCAUAUACUUUAUCAUUAACACAAUAUUAACAGUGAUUAAGCUAUAUUACAAAUUUUUAUACUUUAUAUCAUAUACUGUAUCAUUAAUUAGCACAAUAUAAACAGCGAUUAAGCUAUAUUAAUGUUUUUUGUGGUAAUUCUGAGCUAAAUUAUUGGCCUUAUUGAAAAUUGACAACACAAGUUAUUAUAGGCUAAACAAGAGGGUGAUACAGUAUGUGUACUUUUUGGCUACAGGGCCCCCUUGUGGACAAGUGUGUUCACUCACCACAAAAAUUUUGUUAUAUAUUAUAUGUGAAAUUAAAUUCAAUGAUUUGACAGAAAACUAUCAGUAAAUGUAAUAUAUCUGUUAUAGUUUUCUUAAUAGUGAGAAGCUAGAAUGAAGACCUUUUGACUAGGGAGCCCCUUGUGGACAACAGCAGAUUCUAUACCUGGCAACCUCUCGAGCAUAAACUAUAAAAAUCAAUUUACUUCAAUCACACAGGCUUGAUUGCAAACUUUUUUUUUGCUCUCUUAAUAAUAAAAAGUUACAUUUAAAAACGGCAUUUUGUGUUUGACUAAUCUUUAAACCUGUUUGUUGACCUGAAACACUGAAGUGUGACAAAUAUGCAAUAAAUAAAUAAAUAAUUAUAAUACUCAGGA
Molecule: messenger RNA, 2124 nt
Organism: Doryrhamphus excisus (bluestripe pipefish)
Lineage: Eukaryota; Metazoa; Chordata; Actinopteri; Syngnathiformes; Syngnathidae
Gene: ccdc32
Product: coiled-coil domain containing 32
Biological process (GO): cilium organization
Source: RefSeq, a predicted model, not a curated record